Molecule: messenger RNA, 1463 nt
Organism: Amphiprion ocellaris (clown anemonefish)
Lineage: Eukaryota; Metazoa; Chordata; Actinopteri; Pomacentridae
Product: zinc finger protein 892-like
Exons: 2
Coding region: 1-957 (318 amino acids)
Source: RefSeq, a predicted model, not a curated record
AUGGUGAUCGUUGUGUUGAUUGACCCUGGAACCAAGAACCAAAGUUGCCUGUUCAGAGAGCUCCCACAGUCUUAUGUCUGUGAGAAUGAGAAGACUCUCAUUGACCAUCAGCCCCAUGACCAGGAGAGAAACUCCACGGUGGACCAUGAUGACCCAGAACCUCCACUGAUUAAUGACCAGCAGGAGGAACUCUGCACCAGUCUGGAGCAAUCAAACCCAGAGAUUUCUCAAAUUAAAAAGGAACAGGAAGAAUUCUGCACCAUUCAGAACAAGUCAAAUCCAGAGAGUCCUCAAAUUAAAAAGGAACAGGAUGAACUCUGCUCCAGUCAGGAGGAAGAGCUACUUGGAUUGAAACAGGAGACUGAUACCUUUGUUGUGACUUCUGCUUCUGAGGAAAGUGAUCACACUAAACCAAAACCAAACAAUGAUCAGCUCCUGUUUCACAUCUCUUGUGAAGCUGAGAACCCAGAUCAGGAAGGAAGCAAGGAUGUAGACUCAGGAUCAACUAGCUGUAUCAAGCUGAAGCCAAGACAUCACAGUAUCAGCAGUCAAAGUAAUGAUGUAGACAAUGUUCCAGUGUCAGAGAGACAGUGUGAUAAUGACAAGGCAACAAAAUCUCUAACAUGUGAGAUGUGUGGAAAAGCUUUUAAGUAUAAGUCAGAGUUAAUCAGACAUCACAGAACCCACACAGGUGAGAAGCCGUAUUCUUGUGGUACAUGUGGAAAAAGCUUCAGUCAACGGACUCAUUUGACUGUCCACAUCAGAUGUCACACAGGUGAGAAGCUGUAUGUUUGUAACACCUGUGGAAAAAGAUUUUCUGGUUCAUCAGCACAUAACAAGCACAUGAAAAUUCACAAAAUGGGAAAGUCGUAUUCUUGUGGAACCUGUGGAAAAAGUUUCAUUCAGCGUUCCCAUUUGACUGCCCACAUGAGAAUCCACACAGGUGAGAAGUCGUGAUACUGAAACAUCUGUGGAAAACUUAGCGUCAGAACUAAGCUUGAAACAACAUGUAAGAAUUGAUACAGGUUAAAAGUAGCUCCCUGAAAUUUAAAGCAAUUUUAGACUGUGCUUCAACAACAGUUGUGAGGAAUUAUGUAAGCAGUCUUUGAUGAUUAGACCAGAUGGAGUCUGGACUGUGGUGGUGGAGCAGUCAGAAGAACCAAACUGAAUAUCUGGAUGGAUAUGGUGUUAGUACAGACUGCUACAUUUCUGCUAUCAUGACAUCUUUCAUCAGCAGAGCAGUGAUUUGAGAUAUUAUGAAGCUGUUUGGAACAUUUUCACAUCCUGCUGAGAGAACAUGGCUGUUCAGGUGUGAACAUACUGCUGGAAUCUACACAGCUUGAGUUCUGCUGUCUUUCAAGUAAAAGGAGGCAACAAGAUACUGAGACAUUGUGACAGUAGAACACAACAGAGUGUCACUGCAGCAGAGAUGUGCACGUGAAAUAAAGUUGUAAUAAAACAUG